AUGGCGGCGCGAAUUCCAUCCUUCGAUCUGUAUGAUGAGAUCGCACCUGAGUCCGUGGCCCACAAUCCCUUCAUAGAUUCGUUUUCCUGCCCGGUCCCGCCUUCACCGCGGGAGGCAAAGGGGGAGCCGCUUCAUCGGAGGAUGGCACGUAAUCCCUUCACGGGCUUUAUUCAGCACAGUGUUUGCUCCACAGCGGCGCAGGUCCGAAAGGGUGGUCCUGUGGUGAUCCAGCCCUACAGCCUGUCUGUGGGCUUCGCAGGAACGCCCCCACUGUUGCGCCGCCAGUCCUGCCCAGCAACGGAGGACGUGGAGGUGCUCACAGCAAACCUUGUGGGCAUGGCACCUUCAUUCGCACCCCUGCACCUGACUUGGUCUGAGAUGAAAGAGCAAGCAAGCUUUGGCGAGGAGAUGUGGCACUGA
Symbiodinium sp. CCMP2592 is the source of this 420-nucleotide messenger RNA. NCBI's taxonomy places the organism in Eukaryota, Dinophyceae, Suessiales, Symbiodiniaceae. The record is from the annotation of a GenBank genome assembly.